This is a messenger RNA of Clupea harengus (Atlantic herring), 1081 nucleotides long. RefSeq names its product galectin-3-binding protein B-like. The transcript has 3 exons. NCBI's taxonomy places the organism in Eukaryota, Metazoa, Chordata, Actinopteri, Clupeiformes, Clupeidae. The record is from RefSeq and is a predicted model, not a curated record. Bases 464 to 1081 code for a protein of 205 amino acids.
UGUCCCAGAUUCAGUAGGCCUUUGUUAAACUUAAGUUCAUAUAAUAUAUCUUUUUUUUUUUUUUAAGUAAAUAUUGAAUAUGUCCGGCCCUCGACUUGGACGCAGUUUUGAAUUUUGGCCCUCUGUGUAUUUGAGUUUGACACCCCUGCUUUAAAGGCUGGGGAGUGACUGACUGCUCCCAUUCAGAGGAUGCUGGUGUGGUGUGUGAUGUUGAUCCAGCUUUUAACAACACCAAGAGCUACCCUCUGGAUCACAGCAUUGAGCUCUCUGGCCAGCUGGGGGAGCUGUUUGACAGUGGCAAGGGGUAUGUGAUUUCACCCUCACAUUCUCCUACCCCCCGGAAGAUUCACUGGAAGUGGAGACGCUUGAGGCCCCUGCUGACAACACUAAAGAGAGUGUCUGUGUGCACAGCCUGGUUCUCUCUCUCUUCCCAACAUUUGUCACCAACAACUCAAUCUAUGAAAUGGACAUCAGCUUGAACUGCCAACCUUUCAUCAGGAACUUCAUACGGUACCUCUACACACGCAGUAUCACAGUCACCUCCGCCUCCAUGCAGUGUCUUCAUCAGCUGGCUUCUGAGUUUGGCGCAGAGCGUCUGAUGGAGGACAUUGGACGUCUCUUUGUGCCCCUGCUGCCUGAGGAUUCCUCCUUCCGCACGCAGGUGGCGCUGUUCAGGUACGCUGGGCGGUCCGGUGUUGGCCUGCUCCUUGAGAAUGCCUUGCGCUACCUGGGCUGGAAUGUGGAGCCGCUGGUAGCUUCAGCCCAGUGGGUGAGCCUUCCAGAGGAGCUCCUGAAGGGUCUGCCGGUCCGCUCAGACCUGGUGCUGCCGGACGAGGCCUGGCUGCUGGGUGCGCUGGAUGCCUGGAUGCUGGCACAAGGUGAGGAGGUGAACCCUGAGCAGCAGGCAGCUCUGCUGGGUCACGUGCGUUUCCCCAUGAUAACCCCAGUGCAGCUGUACGAGAUGCCCUUCACCUCCCUUCACCUCCCGCCUCUACAGCAGCCACAAAGAGCUGUUCCACUCUGCCAUUCUACUGGGGUUCCAGUUCCACGCACUGAACUUCUCCGCUCUGACUGGGCAUGA